Solanum dulcamara is the source of this 2417-nucleotide messenger RNA. RefSeq names its product AT-rich interactive domain-containing protein 5-like. Gene Ontology annotation, cellular component: nucleus. The coding region runs from base 245 to 2050 and encodes 601 amino acids. Lineage: Eukaryota; Viridiplantae; Streptophyta; Magnoliopsida; Solanales; Solanaceae. Gene Ontology annotation, molecular function: DNA binding. The transcript has 14 exons. Gene Ontology annotation, biological process: regulation of transcription by RNA polymerase II. The record is from RefSeq and is a predicted model, not a curated record.
AUUUCAAAACCACUAUGGAGUAGCUGAAUAGACUAGCAAACUGCCAAAUUUGAAGUAAGAAACGGCAGAAGCAAAAGCUGCCAUUGGAGAGUUCCUGUUUCUUAUGGGUCUUCAGUCAGUCGCUUCCCGGCGCUAAGCUUCACAAUCUUUUCUUUCUUUGUUAAACUACUCUGCUUCAUCAAUCUCCGGUUGUGAUCGCAGAUUCCUAUCAUUUGCUGAAUUUUUUUGAAGCUCAGUUUUCAGAAUGGAUAAGGGUGAUGUCGUGAUGGAGGAUGCUGAAAAGAAGGUCCCUGCUAGUGAUGGCCGAGUGAUCAAUGAGUCACCGGUCAAGUACGAAAACGGUGUUACGACAGAAGGCCUGAAUAACAAAAGUGAGAGUGGGGUUAAGAGCCCUAUAGAUGGCGAAAAUGGCGAUAAAGGGCAAAAGAAUUCUAGUAUAGUGGACAAUCAAGGGAACGCUGAGGACAAGACAGAGGAUCAGAGUGAUUCAAAGGGAGAGGACCUGAAGAAUGCUAGAAUUGAGACAGAGCACCAGCUCAACUCUAAGAGUCAGCUAGAGGCACAUGGCAAUGUAGUCGGUGAUGACAAAGACAGUUCAAGAGGCCCAAACAAUGCUAACGGUGAUGCAGAUGAAAAUAUUACAGGCAGAGAAGAAGCACAAAAUCAGAACAAGAAUGAAAAUGGAGAAGGGGAACUUGAACAAAAUGUGGUGCUGCAGAACAAAAAACCUACUAUUGAUGCUGGAAAGGAUGACAUGAGAAGUGGUAAUGUACAGAUGACUGAUGAUGAAGUACAUGGCAUUGAUAAAGGGGAAAUGCAGGAAGUUCAUCAGAGUGAGAAAAUGAUCGACGAGGUCAAUCAGAAUGGGGAUGAUAUGAUGGUUGAUAGACGAAAGGACUCUCAAAUGAAAACAAAUCCUACAACUGUUACCACUGAUGGUGAUGCUAGGUCAUAUGAGUUUCCAAAAGUGAAAAUCGAAGUUAGUGAUUCUUCUAUUGGAAAAACACCAGAACCAGCUACUUCAAAGUUUCUGAGGAAACCUUCAACUGCAAAAUCUGGACAACAUAGUGGGGAAGCAUCCAAGAAUAUUUCUAAAGAAGCAAAGAUGGCUGAUGAUGAGGUUGAAUAUGAGGACGAGGAUGAUGAAGGUUCCUCUGAGGAUCAAGCUGCAUUUAUAAGAAAACUUGAAAGCUUUUAUCGGGAGAGGGCGAUGGAAUUUAAACCACCUAAGUUUUAUGGUCAUCCGCUUAAUUGCCUAAAGUUAUGGAAAUCUGUGAUCAGACUGGGUGGCUAUGACCGGGUAACUGGAUCCAAGUUGUGGCGGCAAGUGGGAGAGUCCUUUAAUCCCCCCAAGACUUGCACUACUGUGUCUUGGACAUUCCGCAUUUUCUAUGAAAAGGCACUCUUAGAAUAUGAAAGGCAUAACACACAAAACAGAGAGCUUCAACUUCUUAUUGCUCCUCCUCCUCCCGAUUCUUCGGUUGUUGACAAUGAGGGAAGUGGUUACCAAGCUCCUGCAUCAGGAAGGGCACGAAGAGUUUCUGCUGCUCGUGCUAUGCAAGGAUGGCAUGAACAACGCCUUCUUGGUUAUGGUGAGGUUGGUGAGCCAAUUGUAAAGGACAGGGGUGCCAACAAUAUGCCAAAGCGUGAGAAGAACCUCAAAAACAUUGGUUCUCUUAAACACAAGAGACAAAAUGAAGUGGAGCACCCCAUGAAAGCGGCACGAACUGAAACAUCUAAGCAGGUGGUUGCCCCGGUUGUCGAUGUUGGACCCCCUGCUGAGUGGGUGAAAAUCAAUGUUCGUGAAACAAAAGAUUGCUUUGAGGUCUAUGCACUGGUGCCUGGGCUUUUACGAGAGGAGGUACAGAUUCAAUCUGAUCCAGCUGGUCGCCUGGUCAUUACCGGUCAGCCAGACCAACUUAACAAUCCUUGGGGUAUUACUGCCUUCAAGAAGGUCGUCACCUUACCUGCUAGGAUCAAUCCGCUUCAGACUUCUGCUGUUGUAAGCCUGCAUGGACGUUUAUUUGUUCGUGUGCCCUUUGCACAGUAAAAUCUGAUCUGACAAAGCAGGAGUAUUGGUAGUUGACCAAAAUUGUGAAUGCUAGGUCUUAGUUGUUGGAAUUGUGUAUCAUUGUUUUGAAGUAAUUAGUUGUUGACGACGCUCUGUUGGUCCAAAACUUUGAAGGGCCCAGACUGCAAAGGAGGCAUUUUGGCUUCAGCCGCCCCAAUAGUAACUUAGGUUGUCUUGAUACUGUAACUUAUCUCUAUUUUUGGAAGUUCAGCCAAACAGGCUCUUGGUAUAUAAGAGACCUGAAGCUGAAGGUGGUGAAAAUUGUUUUAUCAAAAUAUCAGCAACACUUUUUAUCAGGAAACAAAGUAGCAUCGGUAACUAGCUAGCAUGGAGUUUUUCUCCCUAC